Messenger RNA from Stegostoma tigrinum, 2870 nucleotides. RefSeq names its product cytoskeleton associated protein 2-like (gene ckap2l). The transcript has 8 exons. Lineage: Eukaryota; Metazoa; Chordata; Chondrichthyes; Orectolobiformes; Stegostomatidae. The record is from RefSeq and is a predicted model, not a curated record. Gene Ontology annotation, cellular component: mitotic spindle; cytosol; centrosome. The coding region runs from base 1 to 2652 and encodes 883 amino acids.
AUGGCGAUUGGUUUGAAGAGGCCGGACGGUGGGAUAGACUGGAUCGCAUUGGCUGAAUGGACUCCUGCGCUGUUAAUGACCCUGAAGUCUAUUGCUUGCCAUGUAACGCCACCUGGUGGCUAUAGUCUGAUAGCUAAGAUCAGAACGAUGCAGUGCUUCUAUGCCUGUGAAUACUAUUUAGGGGACAGAACUAAUCGCAAAGUACAGCCAGUAAUUGCUCCAUUUAAAGUUGGCUUGGCAGGAAAUCUGAAAGCUGGUAGUAUUGCCAAACCACUCCAAUACAAAGGUACAAGUCACUUAACAUCAUCUAACCAUGUCAACUCAGUGGCUGCAAGGUCCAAAACACAACCCAACACGAAAACCUCUGAAGCCAAGAAAACCUUCUCCAAAACCCUUCCUGCAUUUUCCCAAGGAAGGAUCACCAGUGAUAAAAAAGGCUCCACUUUAUUCCCAGUGGAGUCAAAUACUGCCGAAAAUGUAACUACUGCUGAUCAGACUGUUCUUUCCGAACUUUGCGAAGGAGGUUUAAAUCGUGCAUUUUGUGCUAAAAAUGCCCCUACUGUGGAUUUCCAAGAGAAGGGGAGUGAGCACAUGGUGGAUACAGCUCCAAAUGCUGCACACUGUACAGAUGCAGCUUUUACUAAACCUUUUCUAGACCAGGCAAUUAAAACACAAGUUGGCACAUCAAAGGACAUUGCUCCAUAUAAUCCAAUAUGGGCUAUUGGUGUAGUCAGAACAGCUAUGGCUGUCCCCAAUGCAGCUAAACCUGCGGGUGGGGUGAGAAUGGACCCCAAUGCAGCUAAACCUGCAGUUGCGGUGAGAGCGGCCUCCGAUGCAGCUAAACCUGCGGGUGCGCUGAGAACGGCCCCCGAUGCAGCUAAACCUGCGGGUGCGGCGAGAACGGCCCCCAAUGCAGCUAAACCUGCGGGUGCGGCGAGAACGGCCCCCAAUGCAGCUAAACCUGCGGGUGCGCUGAGAACGGCCCCCAAUGCAGCUAAACCUGCGGGUGCGGCGAGAACGGCCCCCAAUGCAGCUAAACCUGCGGGUGCGGCGAGAACGGCCCCCAAUGCAGCUAAACCUGCGGGUGCGCUGAGAACGGCCCCCAAUGCAGCUAAACCUGCGGGGGCGGCGAGAACGUCCCCCAAUGCAGCUAAACCUGCGGGUGCGGCGAGAACGGCCCCCAAUGCAGCUAAACCUGCGGGUGCGCUGAGAACGGCCCCCAAUGCAGCUAAACCUGCGGGUGCGGCGAGAACGGCCCCCAAUGCAGCUAAACCUGCGGGUGCGCUGAGAACGGCCCCCAAUGCAGCUAAACCUGCGGGUGCGGCGAGAACGGCCCCCAAUGCAGCUAAACCUGCGGGUGCGGCGAGAACGGCCCCCAAUGCAGCUAAACCUGCGGGUGCGCUGAGAACGGCCCCCAAUGCAGCUAAACCUGCGGGUAAAGCCAGGACAGCACAGGGUAUAGCUAAACCUGCGAAUACAGUGAUGGUACAAAAGCAGUCGAUAGACGCAGAUACGGAGAAGAAUGAUGACUACAAGCAAUUGAGUAACUCAGCACGACCGGUGGCAAGUGCCAAAACCAAGCCUGAAACUGGGUUACCGCUACAGAAUGCAACAAAUCUAACUGGAAAUCAGCCAGUGACAAUCUGGCGACCUUUCACAAGGUCUGCUCAAAAAACGCAUCCUGCUUUGUGGUCUGCACCCAGCAGCAUAAAGGACAAUAAAGGAGCAGUGCAGAGUGCAAGCAAAUUGACUACAUCAGUAAUCAGCACUGCCAAGCGUCGGGGGAAUGAAAGCACUGUGAGCAAAACAGCAAAAGGGCAAGAUGAGAGGAGGAAACUCCUCGAAGAGUGGUUAGCUUCCAAAGGGAAGACGUACAAACGUCCUCCUAUGCCCACCCCUUUUAAAAAAUUAGUGCAGUCUGUCAAAAAGAAUUUGGAGCUUUCCUUCUGGGAUGCCAUUGAGGAGGAGGAAGAGCAGAAAAGCUUGACAGCUCGAGUGACCCACAUGUUGGAUGACUGCAUGCAAUUACUGGAGAAGGGCUCCCCACCUGAGCAAGUGUCUGCAGCAUUGCAGGCUGUUCCGGACAGCGAGAAGUUUGCCAAGUACUGGAUCUGUCAAGCCCGCCUGCUGGAAAUCACUGGCCCAAUGGAGGCUGUCAUAGCUCUGUUUGAGCAGGCAGUUCACAGUGGCGCAGAGCCUGUUGAAGAGUUGCGAUCUGCACUUGUCGAAACCCUCAUGAGGAAUGCAAACACUCAACCAGCUUGUGCAGAAAAUGCUAAUGAAACUGGAGGUUCUGAAACAGACGAGUUCAGAGAAUCAGUUACCACGGUCACACCACACACAAUAGCAAUGAGGGUUUUAUGUGAGAAAGCCGAUGACCAUGGUUCAUCUGUGGUCAAAUACAGAGUCACUGCAACACCUCAAGUACACCGAGGGAAAGAAGCUACAGACCGAAUCCGGUCAGUUGGUAAACAAGAUGUGAAGUUCCUCACCCCAGUUCGCCGAUCUGUACGCAUUGAACACAUGUCUGUGUCCUACCCUGAGACGCUGAAAGAGCAUGACUGCUGUGUAACCUCGCUGAAUGAGCUUCUCUCUGUGGAAGAGACUGAAACAUUUAUUUAUCAAGAAAACCGAGCUUUGCUGAAAGAAUGAACAAGAUUUAAAGGACUUGUAUAUGCGCUUACAGCAUUUCCAGCCUUCUGUUAUAAGUAAGCUUUUUAUAACUACUAGGAAUUAAUAAUGUACAGAAUAAACUUAUUUUAGUCAUUUAAAUAGUCAUUUAAAAUUGUAAAAAUUGGUUACAUCCAUAUCUCUAACAUCCCAUGUAUAUUGUUAACAAACACUAUCAUUUAGCAAAUGCAAGUUCUGAU